This is a messenger RNA of Pangasianodon hypophthalmus (striped catfish), 3648 nucleotides long. It is a transcript of the gene bace1, whose product is annotated as beta-secretase 1. Bases 1449 to 2672 code for a protein of 407 amino acids. The transcript is spliced from 8 exons. Gene Ontology annotation, cellular component: membrane; endosome; trans-Golgi network. The record is from RefSeq and is a predicted model, not a curated record. Gene Ontology annotation, molecular function: aspartic-type endopeptidase activity. Gene Ontology annotation, biological process: membrane protein ectodomain proteolysis; amyloid-beta metabolic process. NCBI's taxonomy places the organism in Eukaryota, Metazoa, Chordata, Actinopteri, Siluriformes, Pangasiidae.
CUGAGUUAACUGCAGACUUCAGAAGUAGAAUUGUCCCAGAAAAUAGUGUGGUCUGAUGCCAUUUCUCUUUCAAAACAGCAAAUUCAUGUCAGAUAAAGCUGUUUAUAAGUGUAAACAUUACCGAUGAAAUGCUUCUUGCAUUUCUACAAGAACAUUAUUACAGUUCCUUGCAUAAGUAUUAGCACCCCUUGAAUUUUUCCAUAAUUCAAGUGUUAUAACUUGAACCUGACUUAAUUGGGAUUUUAUCCUUUUGAAGAAGAGGCCUAUAUUUUCACAUAUACGUUUCAGUGAAGUAAAUUCUUUCAUCACAUAGCCAAGCUUGUUAGGAAGUUGGGAUCCGAGCCAUGAUACAACACCUACCCGGAGCAGGAAGGGUUAAGGGCCUUGCUCAUGGGCCCAACAGUGGCAGCUUGGUCAUGCUGGGGCUUGAACCCCUGACCUUCUGAUCAGUAAUCACCACUGAGCCACCACUACCAUUGAUUUGCCUUUUAAAGUUUUUGAAUGUGCAAUAUACAUUUAUGACACAACGCUUAAUAAAACAUAUCUGACACAACGCUUAAUUAAACGAAAAAGCAGGUAUUUGUUGGUUGCAUAUGUAUUCAACCCAUUGAUCAGUAACUGGUAAUACAUUGGUUGAGACCACCUUUGACCUUUGAGGUCUGAGCUUUGACUUUUCAUUUAGUUUUAAUUAACUUUGGCAGUAUGCUUAGUGUUGUAGUCUUGUUGUUUGGAAGGUGAACCACAGGUCCAAUCUCAGGAGAUCUUGACCAGUUUUUCAGUCCCUGCGGAUGCAAGGAAUCACCACAGUGUGAUGCUACCUUCACCAUCCUUCACUGCAGGGAAGGUGUUCUGAGGGUGAAGAGCAGUGCUGCUGCCAGAUGUAGUGCUUUGUGACAAGGCCAAACAGUUACAUUUUGCUCUCAUCAGACCAGAGAACCUUUUUUCCCAAAUGUUGCUGAGUUUCCAACAUGCCUUUUAGGCAAACUGGGAUUUCAUGUGGCUUUUUAAUCAGUAAUGGCUUUCUUCUCGCCACUCUUUCAUAAAGCCAAGCUCUGUGGAAUGUCCAGGUUAUGUUUGUCUUUUGAACAGCUUUUCCGUUCUGAGAUAUGGAUCUCUCCAGCUCCUUCAGACUUGCCACUGGCCUUCUGGUUGCUUCUAUGACUUCUUUGUCACUGGUCUUUGCAGGACAGCCUCUUCUAGACAGAGUUGUGCCAUAUUCUUUCCAUCUUUUUUAGUAAUGGAUUUUAUGGUGCUCUGCAGGAUGUUCAAAGUUUGGGCUAUUGAUUGAUUGAUACUUUUCCUGAACUUUGUCCAGGACUUGUUUUGAUAGCUCCAUGGUCUUCAUGAUGCUGUUUGUUUAACUCUGGGGCUUUCCAAGAACAUGUAUAUUUAUAUUGAGGGCAUGUGGUACUUUAUUUGUACCGUAGGUGUACUCCAUUCAACUUAGUAUGUUCAUUCUGAUGGCAACUAAAUGUCCAACCAAAACUAAUUCAGGGGUUUCACAGCAAUGGGGAUCUGUGUCAUAUAAGGACCUGGGUCGAGGUGUGUAUGUGCCGUACACACAAGGGCGUUGGGAAGGUGAGCUGGGCACAGAUGUGGUAUCGGUCCCCCACGGCCCCAAUGUCACACUGAGGGCCAACAUCGCCGCCAUCACCCAAUCAGAUCGCUUCUUCAUCAACGGCUCUAACUGGGAGGGUAUCCUGGGGCUGGCUUAUGCCGAGAUCGCCAGGCCUGAUGAGAAUCUGGAGCCCUUCUUUGACUCUCUGGUGAGGCAGACGAGUGUUCCCAACCUGUUCUCCCUGCAGCUCUGUGGAGCGGGUUUCACUCAGAACUACAGCCUGGGCAGUGCCACAGUGGGAGGCAGUAUGAUCAUUGGAGGAAUUGACCCUUCGCUUUACGUGGGAGAGGUGUGGUACACUCCCAUUCGCCGUGAAUGGUAUUACGAGGUCAUCAUUGUUCGCAUCGAAGUCAACGGACAAGAUCUCAACAUGGACUGUAAAGAGUAUAACUACGAUAAGAGCAUCGUCGACAGCGGCACCACAAACCUCCGCCUCCCUCGCAAAGUGUUCCAGGCAGCUGUGAAGGCCAUCGAAGCAGCUUCUUCAACUGAGCAGUUUCCUUCAGGCUUCUGGCUGGGUGAGCAGUUAGUCUGUUGGCAGGCUGGCACCACGCCCUGGCACAUCUUCCCUGUCAUCUCCCUCUACUUGAUGAGCGAAAACCGCAACCAGUCCUUUCGCAUCUCCAUUCUGCCCCAGCAGUAUCUCAGGCCCGUAGAGGAUGUAGCCUCAGCACAGGAGGACUGCUACAAGUUCGCUGUGUCACAGUCGAGCACGGGGACUGUCAUGGGCGCUGUCAUCAUGGAGGGCUUCUACGUUGUAUUCGACCGCGAACAUAAACGUAUUGGUUUUGCCGUCAGCACCUGUCACGUUCAUGAUGAGUUCCGCACAGCGUCGGUGGAGGGCCCCUUCCACGGAGUAGAGCUGGAGGACUGCGGCUACAACGUGCCCCAGACAGACGAGUCCACCCUUAUGACCAUCGCCUAUGUCAUGGCGGGAAUCUGCGCCCUCUUCAUGCUGCCCCUCUGCCUCAUGGUGUGCCAGUGGCGCUUUGCCCGCUGCCUGCACCCACCAGGCUCCGGCGACUUCGCCGAUGACUUAAAUCUCCUGAAAUGAGCCAUAAUUUUAGCAUCUUGAGUCACAACCAGGUCACUGCUAGGACCGUACCAAGAGUUUGAUAAGAGAGGGGGAUCAGAAAUAAAGUCAUGGUGUACUGUAUAUAGGCAAAUGCAUCUAUAUGGCAUGUGAUUGGACUGUUGUGAUAUGGGAAGUUUGAUGGUCCCGUCUUAUUUAGUCUUUCAAGUGUGGACAGCCAUGUUGAGGCUUCCUAAGUGUAUAAUCUCUAUGACAAGUGCGUAUGUGUGUGUGUGUGUGUGUAUGUGUGACUAAGAGCUCCUACGAUGUCAUAACCUUUACUAAAACCUGAACCUUGAGAUAAUGAUGUGCAAUUUCUGAUUAUUAGUAAUUUAUAAUGCCAGCCUUUGAAGAGGAACUCACACAUUUACUAACUACACAGAGGACCUGCUAUUAUGAACAUAUUAUAAAAGCUUACAAAGAUGAACAAUUAUUUUAAAGGUCUGUUUAUGGAAAUAGCUCAUCUAUGUAACAAAAAGCUCUUUGUAUUUGCUAUUAUUUCAUUGAUUGUGAAGCUGAAUAGUAGUUUUGUGCUGGCUUAAUGUGUGACCUAUGGGAAUAUAUGCGUGUGCAUGUGCACACGCACACUAAUCUGAUAAUAUAAAUGUAUUUUUCACAUUCACACAUGCACACCCAUACAGAAGCACAGACUGACACAUAACUAGCCUUCAAAAAGCCCAUAAUCCCUAUAAGAAGGCAUAUGAGAUACAUGGAGAGUUUGGAAUUGCCUAUGCAGUAAAAUAGUAUGUUGUGUAUGUCAAGCUAGCUGCACUCCAGUCAAACAGUUAUUUUACAGAGAAUCAUUUUAAUGUUUACAGGCACAUUUUUUUUUUUUUUUUUACAUGAAUUAUACUGGACUAUGCUGAAAUACUACAGUAGGAUUCAAAUUGAUUUUCUGGAUUUUAUGUUUUCAUACAAAGCACUAUUCAACAUGUACUGAAUACAAAUUCAAAUCUGA